Messenger RNA from Rangifer tarandus platyrhynchus (Svalbard reindeer), 567 nucleotides. Lineage: Eukaryota; Metazoa; Chordata; Mammalia; Artiodactyla; Cervidae. The record is from the annotation of a GenBank genome assembly.
AUGCCGCCAGCCCCAAGGGCUGGACCUGCCCAGCAGACUCCUCAGAAGCGGCCAGCCCUGAAGACAGUAUUUACAAGGAGAGGUUCUGGGGGCCCGUGCCGCCUUCCCUCCUGGGGCUCGUCCACAGAGAGCGUCCACAAGGCCAGAGUGGGGGGCGAGGAGCUUGUGGAAAACGGGCCAAAUUCAGGUCCCGGGGCAGAGGCCAAGCCUAGUGCAUCUUCCUGUCCACUGCUUCAGCUUAUCUGUUCAGAAAAUGGUCCCGGGAGAGCUGGGCAGCAUUGGCUCCAGAACUGGAGGUGGAGUGGAGGGGCUAAUGGCAAACAAAACCGCAGGCCCUCCUGCUCUUUGCCAAAACCAUUUCCGUUAUCCCGAGACGGGGUGAGUGGCUGUUGGCUGCACAGCGGGGUUGAGAGGCCUCUGCCCUGCGGGGGGCCUUGCCUUGGGGGUCUGGCACGCCCCCGGUCACCAGCAGUACCAGUGGCACUUAGAUCUAUCUGUGCCACGUUCUGGGCGCGGGGAGAACGGAGCAGCCCUGCCCAGGGCCCUCACGCUUGCUUGCUUUCUUGA